CACAGAUUACCGGAAGUGACACGGGGGAGUAGAACGAUGGCGGACGUGCCGAGUGAUGCUCCGGAACACUGCCCUGGCACCAGCAGCGUGGAGGCUGGGAAGACAUCAGCCUGCCAGGGAUGUCCCAACCAGAGGAUAUGUGCUUCUGGAGCAGCCAGAACCCCAGAUCCAGCCAUAGAGGAAAUCAAGCAGAAGAUGGCCUCUGUGAAGCACAAAAUUCUGGUCCUCUCAGGGAAAGGUGGCGUUGGGAAGAGCACCUUCAGCGCCCAGCUGGUCUACGGCCUCGCCAGCGACACAUCCACCGAGGUAGCACUGCUGGAUGUUGACAUCUGCGGCCCAUCCAUUCCCAAGAUGAUGGGCCUGGAAGGAGAGCAGGUCCAUCAGAGCGGUUCCGGCUGGUCACCAGUGUAUGUGGAGGACAAUUUGGCCGUCAUGUCCAUUGGAUUCUUGCUCAGCAGUCCAGACGAUGCAGUAAUCUGGAGGGGCCCAAAGAAAAAUGGGAUGAUCAAGCAGUUCCUGCGGGACGUAGACUGGGGCGAGCUGGACUACCUCAUUGUGGACACACCCCCGGGAACAUCAGAUGAGCACCUAUCCGUGGUGCAGUACCUGAGCGGGGCUGGCGUUGAUGGCGCUAUCAUCAUUACCACGCCUCAGGAACUCUCGCUGCAAGAUGUCAGGAAGGAGAUUGGCUUUUGCAGGAAAGUGAAGCUGCCAAUUAUUGGAGUGGUGGAAAACAUGAGUGGAUUUGUGUGUCCCAAGUGCAAGAACACCUCCCAGAUUUUCCCCCCCACAACAGGGGGCGCAGAGAAGAUGUGCUCAGACAUGCAACUUCCUCUACUGGGCCAAGUGCCGCUGGACCCGAGAAUAGGGAAGAGUUGUGACGAGGGCCGAUCAUUCCUCUCCCUGGAGGCCGAGUCUCCGGCUGCUGCUGCCUUUUCGAGCAUUAUACAAAAAAUCAGGCAGUACUGCAAGGAUGGUGUGGAAGAUGGCAGUCCAGACUGAACCCUAACCUCUGCAGAAGAGUGCCAGAUAGGAAGGCAUCCCACAUUCCCUAAACAGGACAUUAGAAGAAAGGCACAGAUGUUUUUUUUAGUCUUCAGACCGCAAUCUACAAUGUUAUAAAAUCAUCUUGUGAAUUACUCAUUCAAGGUGAUGAUAUAUGCAUCCUGUGCAUUUGGAUUCAGUGACUUUAUAAUUAAUAUGUUGUUUAUUCACUUUUUAAUGUUCUAUUUUGUUUACCUCCUUUGACUAAAUAAACAUUAACUACAGUAAAUGCAACUUUGUCCAAUAGAGCUAUCUGUUUUGCUAUUCAGAGCUGUGUACAAGCCUCAUUUUUGGAAAAGUUGGGAUAUUUUCUAAAAUUAAAUAAAAAU
Messenger RNA from Scleropages formosus (Asian bonytongue), 1373 nucleotides. RefSeq names its product nucleotide binding protein 1 (MinD homolog, E. coli) (gene nubp1). Gene Ontology annotation, biological process: iron-sulfur cluster assembly. Gene Ontology annotation, cellular component: cytosol. The coding region runs from base 37 to 1002 and encodes 321 amino acids. Gene Ontology annotation, molecular function: ATP-dependent FeS chaperone activity; ATP binding; 4 iron, 4 sulfur cluster binding. The transcript has 11 exons. NCBI's taxonomy places the organism in Eukaryota, Metazoa, Chordata, Actinopteri, Osteoglossiformes, Osteoglossidae. The record is from RefSeq and is a predicted model, not a curated record.